AUGUUUCUCUUCUCACCCAUCGACGUCCGAUCACAAGUCCAAAGCUUACUUUCCAUCGUUGAGGCCACUGGGAGCUGGAAUUACCCGUGUGGCUACAUCAGUCACGCUCAUUGGUCCAGUCUCUUGAACAUUAUAGCACUUUUUUUUUUCCUUUUUUUUUCCUAUCCGAUUUUUAUUUCCAUUGUAUCCUAUUCUUUGGACUCCUGUCCGUGUAUAUAUUUUUUUCAAUUAUCUCCUUCCUCUUCUUCUUCCUUGACUUCUUUUUCUUCUUUUUCUUCUUCUUUGACUUUUCUUCUUCUUUUUCUUGUUUUUCCUUCUUGUUCUUCUUUUUCUUUUUCUUCUUCCUUGUCUUCUUCUUCCUUGUCUUCUUCUUCUUCUUCUUCUUCUUAUUAUUAUUAUUAUUAUUAUUAUUGUCUUUUCUUCAUCUUCUUCUUCUUCUUCCUUGUCUUCUUCUUUGUCUUUUCUUCUUCUUUUCUUCUACUUCUUCCUUGUCUUCUUUUUCUUCUUCUUCUUCUUCAUCUUUUCUUCUUCUUCACCUUUUCUUCUUCUUCUUCUUCUUUGUCUCUUCUUCUUCUUCUUUUUCUUGUUAUUCCUUCUUGUUCUUUUUCUUCUUCUUCUUCCUUUUCUUCUUCUUCUUCUUCUUCUUCUUCUUAUUAUUAUUAUUAUUAUUUGUCUUUUCUUCACCUUCUUCUUCUUCCUUGUCUUCUUCUUCUUCUUCUUUAUCUUUUCUUCUUCUUUUCUUCUACUUCUUCCUUGUCUUCUUUUUCUUCUUCUUCUUUAUCUUUUCUUCUUCUUCUUUACCUUUUCUUCUUCUUCUACCUCUACAACUAUCAUUACUCUGGAGGUACCUAUUAUCUAACUAUAUUUAUAUAUCACUUUUUUUUCUUUCCUUCUUUCCUUCCUUCCUUCCUUCCGUCUAUCUAUCUAUCUAUCUAUCUAUCUAUCUAUCUAUCUAUCUAUCUAUCUCUAUCACUUUUCUUCCAAUUCAUCUGGGAAUUGAACUAUAUCUAUCUAUCUAUCACCUUUUCUUAUCGAUCUAUCUAUCUAUCUAUCUAUCUCAAUUUGUUCCCAUCUAUAUAUCUGCGGAUGUGCGUGUUUUGA
Molecule: messenger RNA, 1101 nt
Organism: Acanthosepion pharaonis
Lineage: Eukaryota; Metazoa; Mollusca; Cephalopoda; Sepiida; Sepiidae
Source: the annotation of a GenBank genome assembly